This is a messenger RNA of Diatraea saccharalis (sugarcane borer), 1555 nucleotides long. The record is from the annotation of a GenBank genome assembly. Lineage: Eukaryota; Metazoa; Arthropoda; Insecta; Lepidoptera; Crambidae.
GCAGUCUCGAUCUAGUAAGCACGUUAGACGGACGCGUUCUGCCAAGGCGAACGUAACAACAGCUGUUGCUUAUUAUUUACAAACAUUUGACAUAAACAUAACUUAUAAUAUUAAAGUUUCAAAUAUUGAUCCAAGUUGUGUGAUAAUUCGUUAGUCUGUCGAGAGUUUUUGCCGUGUAAUUGUGUUAAUAAGCUACGAUGCCGGCUCAAAUGGAAACUAGAAUCGUGCCACGACAAGUUACGCCAGAAAUAUCAAAACAUAUGCUGUCAGACAUCGAGAAGCUGCCGGGGGUGCAGCUUGGAGACUUCCUGUUGACAUUCGAACUGGACGAACCCAGAGCAUCCGUUCAAGAGAUCGCGACUAGGGAGCUUAGAGAAACCCCGGAGAAUGUGAAGACUGCUGUUGAAGAGCUAAGGAAGCUGCUAGAAGACGAUAAGGACUUGUACGUGCCUUUGGAAAGUGACGCGUGGCUCGUCAGGUUCCUGAGACCUUGUAAAUUUUAUCCUGAAAGUGCCUAUGAACUGAUAAAGCGAUACUACGCGUUCAAACAAAAGCAUUAUAAACAUUAUGAUGGCUUGGUGCCGAGCAAGGAGACGAACGUGUUCAACCAGAAUAUCCUCACUGUGUUGCCGAUGAGGGAUCACCUCGGUCGGAGAGUGCUCGUUCUUGAACUAGGCAAACACUGGAAUCACAAUAAAUGUUCGCUGGACGAAGUUUUCAAAGGCUGCGUGUUGUUCCUUGAAGCUGCCAUGUUGGAGCCAGAGACACAGAUUUGUGGAGCUGUGGUCAUAUUUGACAUGGAUGGUUUGUCCAUGCAGCAAGUAUGGCAGUUUACACCGGCAUACGCCAAGAGGAUCGUCGAUUGGCUCCAGGAAAGCAUACCACUCCGUGUAAAAGGCUUAUAUAUAAUUAACCAGCCUUACAUCUUCAACGUGGUGUUUCAAUUGUUCAAGCCAUUCUUGAAGGAGAAGCUGCGCUCAAGAAUCAUCUUCAUCGGAUCGGAUCGCGAUCUACUACAUAAGUAUAUCAACGCUAAGUGCCUUCCCGCUUGCUACGGUGGUACUGUCAACAUACCGAAGGUCACAGGAUCGCAGUGGCUGGAGCUCCUCCUGAUGUGCGACGAAGAAUUCACAGCCAUAAAUUCCUACGGCUACAAGAAGAAAUGAUUUCAACAAUUACCGCACAGAAAAUUUGGUUUUCACAUAAUUCAUAUCUUAAAGACACUAAACUAUAACAACGUUAAUAGGUACUUAAUAUUAAAGAAUUGAUACAUUUAUUUUAUUUGGAAUAAUCUGAAGGUUCAAGUAAAACAUUUCAAUAGUGUUUUAAAGUAUAUUCUUACAAAAAGUACAAAUACACUUAGAAGAGGAAUUGUGCUUGUAUACUUUUAAUUUGAAGCCAAGCCCUGUACUUUUAAAAUCGAAAUUCAAUAUAUAAUGGACUGUUUAUCGUCUGUCCUGCUCCAACCAAAGUAUUUUUGAUAUCAUAGAAGAAAACAACACUAAAAAAUGUACGAUUAUAUCGAUUAAAAUUAGUUUUUUAACUUUUAAAUAUC